GAGCAUGGUGAGGCUGAGUUCUCAAUUGAAUUAUAUAGCUCUACACAAACAAGAGAAAAUUUACAUGAAAAACAAACAUUUCAAUGUCUCAAGAAAAGCUUCUCCUUGCAGGCUUCUUUGCCUUUCUUGCAAUCCACUUCCAUUUAUCCUGUGGCUUUAACUCUGACUAUGAGGUUAAACGCAUACCUUACAACUGUACACAAGCCUCUUCUUCAUGUGGCAAUAUCCUCAACUUCUCAUACCCAUUUCGAUUGAAAGGAGACUCACCAGAUUGUGGUGACCCCAACUAUGAACUCUCCUGCGAGAACAAUCAAACUAUACUCGGUUUCGAUUCUCAAAGAUACUUGGUGAAGGAAAUCAACUACAACAACGCCACAAUCCGGAUUGCCGAUGGUGGCAUCGAGGAUGGUGAUUGCUCCUCCAGACCUAUCAAUUCUUUGAAAUCCCUUUACACAAAGGCAUAUGGACGAUUUGGUGAAUAUUGCCUGUUUCCGCUGUAUGACUUUCCUCCAUUAUACUACGAUCUGUUUUAUGUAAGCUGUGAAAGUCCAGUGAAAUCUAGCACUUAUGUGGAUGCUUCUUCCUGUGUAAUCCAAGCCAAUUCAACCAACAACACAAGAAGAUAUCAUUAUGUUGUGGUUGGUAAUUUUAAGUAUACAGAGUUGAAGGUCUCGUGUGCCAUUAAUUUCUACAGACACAUUGAUUACUACACAUACAUAAGUUUAGAACACAACAAUAACUUAUCUUACAUGGAUAUCCAUAAGAAGCUUGUUUAUGGUACUGAGAUUUCUUGGCAUCAAAUUCCAUGUGCUGUGCCUACUUGUAAAGGAGAAGGUCUAUGUCGUCUAGAGAACAACACCAUUAUCCAAAGCUGCAGAAGCGGAGCAUACUGCCCAUUUAAGUGUGGCUUGCGAUGUGAGCAACUUCAAAAAAAUUUUAAACAUGUGGCUUCCGGAAGCCAUAUACAUCGUCCGCCCGACAUUAGAGCACAAGCAUCAGUUCUUGUAACGAGAACAUUAUUUGGGUUUCUAUGUCUUUCGGCGCUUGUGGUUUCUAGGUGGCGCAAGAAGCAUUUAUCAAUGGAUGACACUCUUGAAGAAUUCCUCCAAAGUCAAAAUAAUUUUAUGCCAAUAAGAUACUCUUACUCACAAAUUAGGAAGAUGAGCGGACAAUUCCAGGACAAAUUGGGGGAAGGAGGCUAUGGCUCUGUCUUCAAAGGAAAACUCAGAAGUGGCAGACUAGUAGCAUUCAAAAUGUUGGACAAAGCAAAAGGUAAUGGACAAGACUUUAUUAAUGAAGUUGCAACCAUUGGGAGGAUUCACCAUGUUAAUGUGGUGAGUCUCAUUGGCUUUUGCUCCGAGGGAACAAAACGUGCUCUUGUAUAUGAUUUCAUGCCCAAUGGCUCUCUUGACAAGUACAUUUUAUCUCGAGAGGGGCAUAUCUCCUUAAGUUGGAAGAAAAUGUACGAAAUUUCUCUCGGGAUUGCACGAGGGAUCGAAUAUCUGCAUCGAGGUUGUGACAUGCAGAUCCUACACUUUGAUAUUAAACCUCACAACAUCCUUCUUGAUGAAAAUUUUGUUCCAAAGAUAUCAGAUUUUGGCCUUGCUAAAUUGUACUCAACAGAUGAUAGCAUUGUCUCUGUCACCGCGGCAAGAGGAACAAUCGGAUACAUAGCCCCAGAGCUCAUCUACAAAAGAAUUGGAGGUGUUUCAUACAAAGCUGAUGUGUAUAGUUUUGGGAUGCUAUUAUUGGAAAUGUUAGGGAAAAGGAAGAAGCCCAACGCAGCAAUUGACAAUAAUUCAAGUCAGAUGUACUUUCCCUUGUGGGUUUACCAUGAAAUGGUUCAAGGCAAGAUUACAGAAGUUGAGCAUGCCACAGAGGAGGAGGAGAAUAUGAUUAAGAAGAUGACGGUAGUAGGAUUAUGGUGCAUACAAAUAAGGCCUUGUGAUCGUCCCUCAAUGAGAAAGGCAAUCCAAAUGCUAGAAGGACAUGUGGAAAAUUUAGAAUUGCCUCCCGAGCCUACUUUUAAUAUAGAACAAGUACCAACAGAGAAUGUUGAAGAAGCUACAAACCCGACAUGGUCAUCCUUGACAUCAGUUGACACUUCAAAAUAUGUCAGAUUGGUUAUAGAUGCAUACUGAGUAAAUGUAAUACCAAGUAUUUGCAAGAUUGAGCCAAGAAAAGGCAUUGGAACUCCAUUAUAAUAAUGUAAUUUGUUUAUGAGUAUGACUGGAAACAUUUUCAGUAUUUAUCUAUCAAAUGCAUUAGUGAAAUUCAUUGGUUGUCACCCA
Tripterygium wilfordii is the source of this 2291-nucleotide messenger RNA. Its product is annotated as LEAF RUST 10 DISEASE-RESISTANCE LOCUS RECEPTOR-LIKE PROTEIN KINASE-like 2.4. Gene Ontology annotation, biological process: protein phosphorylation. The transcript has 4 exons. Gene Ontology annotation, molecular function: ATP binding; protein kinase activity; polysaccharide binding. The coding region runs from base 84 to 2141 and encodes 685 amino acids. The record is from RefSeq and is a predicted model, not a curated record. NCBI's taxonomy places the organism in Eukaryota, Viridiplantae, Streptophyta, Magnoliopsida, Celastrales, Celastraceae.